This is a messenger RNA of Podarcis raffonei (Aeolian wall lizard), 2450 nucleotides long. RefSeq names its product macrophage immunometabolism regulator (gene MACIR). Lineage: Eukaryota; Metazoa; Chordata; Lepidosauria; Squamata; Lacertidae. Gene Ontology annotation, biological process: negative regulation of cytokine production involved in inflammatory response; negative regulation of fibroblast migration. The record is from RefSeq and is a predicted model, not a curated record. The transcript has 2 exons. The coding region runs from base 222 to 848 and encodes 208 amino acids.
CAAAAGCGACGAACGGGCGGACGGGAAGGCAGGCGCUGGAGCGGCUCCUCCGCCUUGCCAGCCACACAAUCCCCGCCCCGGGCCCGCGGAAUAAGAGCGCGGGGCGGGGCGGCCGGCUUCUCCUCUCUGGCUCGCUCGCCGUCGCAGCGUCGCCGGCGGCCGGGACGCGGCCCCUCAGGCCCCGGCACCCUGGAAGGCAGGCUAGCCGAUUCAUAUUUAAAAUGGAAGUUGACAUUAAUGGGGAGUCCAGGUCUAUCCUAGCUACUCUCCCGUUGCCUAUUGCUGAUGUGAGUGCCACCGGCAAGGCCGAGUCCGAGAAACCUCGCUGCUCCAGCACCCCAUGUUCUCCGAUGCGCCAGACUGUUUCAGGCUACCAGAUCCUCCACAUGGAUUCUAACUAUUUGGUUGGCUUCACGACAGGGGAGGAGUUGCUGAAAUUAGCUCAGAAGUGCACUGUAGGGGAGGAGAACAAAGUCGAAGCGGUAGUGCCUACUUUGCGUUCCAAACAGCUCGAUUCAGGACUUUCCCGCUCCUCCCGGGUGUGUAAAGCCAGAAGCAGGUACUACCAGCCUUACGAGAUCCCGGCGAUCAAUGGCCGGAGAAGGCGGCGGAUGCCCAGCUCAGGGGAUAAAUGCACCAAGCCACUACCUUGUGAACCCUACAAGGCUUUUCACGGUCCUUUGCCUCUUUGCCUUUUCAAGGGUAAAAGGGCUCACUCUAAAUCCCUAGACUACCUCAAUCUGGACAGAAUGAAUAUCAAGGAACCAGCCGACACAGACGUACUUCAGUAUCAGCUCCAACACCUCACCCUAAGAGGGGACCGUAUGUUUGCUCAGAACAACACAUGAAGAUAAAUUGCCCUUGGCUCAUCUUCGCAUCAAAAAGCUCUUUACAAGGUGGACAAGCCAUGCACGGGGUUCUUGGCUGCAGCAGCAAAGUGUUACCAGACCGCUGUUUGUAUGAGUAAGAUUAUGAAGAUAGCAUGGGGUGGAAAUCACGUGGAAGGAACUACUUGGGAAUUCUGUCUGCAGAUAUCUUUAGAACAGUAUAACAAACGGGGGGUUUUGCACAUGGAUACCUGGACUUGUGACGAUAUAAAUUCGGAAAUCGGUGUACUAUGACUUCUGUUUCUAACUGGACUCGCUGUAAGAAAUUACUCAUGGAUAAGCACUGAACUACACUCUUACUUAAUACUAAGCAUAUGUGUGUAAAUGUAAUGACUUUUGCAUCAUAGGAAAAAUACGUUUGAGUAAGCCCAUGUGCUCUUUAAAAGAAUCCAGUUUACAUUUGCCGUAACUGGUUUUGCACUGGGGAAAAAACAAAAAAAAAAAAAUCAAUGAUGAAAUUAAGCCUGAGUACUUAAGUUACUACAACUUUUAAAAAAAUGUAAUUGAAUUACUUUUCAAGUUCCACAUUGAUUUCAUUGUAAUUAAAACAAAAACAAACUUCAACUGUUUUGGAGAAAAAUGGAAUAUUGGAAGGAAAACUGAUUUUAAUUUAGUUUUGUUUGUUUCUUUAAAAAAAAGUUGUCAACACCUACAUGAGGAUCUUUAUGUUGUGUAUAUACAUCGUGAACAGCUGCAUCUGCAUCUGCAGUAUACAAAUACUAGUUUAGAUUCUAGAACUACCAUAUUACAUUACUAUUGUUGCGGGGAGGGUCUUGCUAGACCACAUUUUAGCACUGCACCUGAACAUUCCAGUUUAUUUACAGCACUGAAUACUACUUUUUAAACCUGGAUUUGGGUUUGUUCGUUUGUUUUUUAAAAAAGCCUUGAAGGCUUUUACUGGAUUAUGAAUCAUGUCGAAUGCACUGAUUUAAAAUGUUUCUUUGAAAAAUCAUGUCAAAAAAAAAAUACCCUAAUUUAUCUUGGCUUAACCAUAGCAUUUAAAAAUAAUGGAUAAUUUUGUUUGUUAGUCUCUUUAGGAUGUGCAGUUUAUUACUGAAGCAGUGUACAACCAUUUAAUGUUUUUGAUCUGUAAGUUAUUUAGAAGUGAAAGCUUCAAUUUUGAAGAAAUUGACUGUGAAACAAAAUCAUUUAAAAAUAAUAAUAAUAAUAAUAAUAAUUCCUGGCAUUGUUCUGACUUUUCUGAGUAGAAAGACAGGGUCUCUUGGGAAGAAUUGGAGAAGGGAGCACAUGCUUUGGAAAACUAGGCUUUGUCUCAUCUUUGACACCUUUCCCCCACAGUUAUGUCGAACCUGCAGAAUCUGUCAAAAGAUUUUGUUUAACUUUGAGGGAGCGCUAGUAAUUAUUACAACUUGCACCGUUAUAUUGUAGUGAAUAAUGAUUUCUUAAGGAACUAUUCCUACAUAGCUUUUAGUUUGACCAGAAGAAUACCGUCCAAUGCCAAAGAGGGUUUUUACACUUAUUGAUUAAACAUUAUUUAUUGAUUUUACCCUGUGGAACAACAUUGUUGACUAUGAAAUAAAAAGGAUGACGUGCAUACUUUUA